UCCUAGUAGUUGUGUUUACUCAAUGUUGGAAUCACUUCAAUUGUUAGAGUUUGUACUGUCAGUGGAAAAAGUCUUCCUUCCUAUUCUACAGAAGAUAAGGAAUGAUUCAUCCAGUAAUGAUGAGAAAGCUUCUCUUUUCUUGGAGACUAUUAAUGAUGAUCCUAUUAUGAUAUCUGCAUUAAGACAAGACAAAGAACAACAUGAUUGUAAAGGUAUCACUGAUGGGAAAGUAGACUGGGGCAAUGACAGUGUAUCUUUUACCUCUCCAUCUUUAGUUCAGUGUAAUGAAGGGAUUAGAAAUAUCAAUAAUAAUCAUAACAGGAUUAAACUUGAGUCCUCAUCUACUAAUAGUACAGUAUCUUUACUAUCAUCAACUAAACUGUAUACAAUAAACCUGAGGAGUCUUAAUAUUUGCUCUACUCCAUUAACUAAUGAUUGUAUCCAGUACUUAUGCAUACUACUAACUAAUAAUGAAACAAUACAAGAGCUAAGCAUUAAUGAUCACUCCAUUAGUGAUAGAGGAGUUAUUUAUAUCUGUCAAGCACUUGAACACAACUCUACACUUACCUCAUUAUAUCUUUAUGAUAAUCCCCUCAUUACUUCAAAUAGUGGACAGACCCUUUCUCACCUCCUCCUCAGUAACUCAUCACUAGUUGAACUGGAUCUGAGAUAUACUUCAUUGUCUACUGAGUCAAUACUGCUUAUUCUCCAGUCAUUAACAGAUAAAAAUACGAGAAGCCUGAGACUCACACUGGACAAGCGGCAUGAAGAAACUUGCAUUAUUACUUAUCCUAACUAUCACCUCAUACAAAACAGAGUAGACUGGAAAUGGUACUAA
Messenger RNA from Amphimedon queenslandica, 838 nucleotides. Its product is annotated as NACHT, LRR and PYD domains-containing protein 3-like. The transcript is spliced from 2 exons. The coding region runs from base 23 to 838 and encodes 271 amino acids. Gene Ontology annotation, biological process: activation of GTPase activity; nucleocytoplasmic transport. Lineage: Eukaryota; Metazoa; Porifera; Demospongiae; Haplosclerida; Niphatidae. The record is from RefSeq and is a predicted model, not a curated record. Gene Ontology annotation, molecular function: small GTPase binding; GTPase activator activity. Gene Ontology annotation, cellular component: cytosol; perinuclear region of cytoplasm; nucleus.